This is a messenger RNA of Coregonus sp. 'balchen', 22722 nucleotides long. NCBI's taxonomy places the organism in Eukaryota, Metazoa, Chordata, Actinopteri, Salmoniformes, Salmonidae. The record is from the annotation of a GenBank genome assembly.
UUCCUCCUCGUUCUUGUGUGCCCUUACGUGGUCAGUCAUGGGGAGAGUUUGGUGUGUGUAUGCGUGAGUGAGCGUGUGUGUGCGUGGGAGGGGGCAGAUGGCAUAGCUCUACGAACUGGCAUCACAGCGGGUGUGUGUGUUGUGUGGGGUGUGUGUGUGUGUGGGGGGGGGGGGGGGUAACCUAGAGGGACAGGACACAAGGACAUUUCUCUGGAACUUUGUCCUUGCCCUUGGCCCAUGUCAGAACCAGUCACGCCUGUGUGUGUUUGUGCGAUGCGUGCUUGCGUGCAUGCGUACGUGCAUGCGUGUGUGUGUGCAUCAGUGUGUCAGUCAUUCAGAUGGACAGAGGUGAUAAACGAGUGUUAGAAAGGAGGAUGUUUGUCAUCUGGCAGCAGUGCUAUGGGGGAAUAGAUGGACAGAUGACGGGUGGAUGAGGGAAAAAAGAGAAGAGCGAGGGAAGGAAGGAAGCGAAGUGUGGAAGAGGAGGGAAAGAGGGAGUGGAGGAAAAGAGGACAGGUAAGACGGGGUGUAUAGCAAGAAGAUCUCACAGUUUUACCAAUUUGACUUCAGAUUCUGACGUUGUGUAUGUGGUUGUGUGAGAGAAAGAGAAAGAGAGAAAAUAGACAGACCCUGAGUAGAAAAAUCUUGUCUACACAAUAUGGCAUUUACAGGAAUGUUCUGAUAAUAUUUCCCCAUCUUUGGAUGACGUCAAACACACGCACAGGGAGUGUGUGUGUGUGGACGUGUUUAACUAUACUUGUGGGGACCAGAAUUCCCCACAAGAAUAGUAAACCAAUAGAAAUUUGACCAACUGGGGACAUUUUGUUGGUCCCCACAAGGUCAAAUGCUAUUUCUAGGGGGUUUAGGAUUAAGGUUAGAAUUAGUGUUGGGGUUAGAAUUAGGUUUAGGGUUAGUGUUAGGAGAUAGGGUUAGGAGCUAAGGUUAGGUUUAGCGUUAGGGUUAAGGUUUUUGGGUUAGGGUUAAGGUUAGGGUUAGGGGUUAGGGAAAAUAGGAUUUUGAAUGGGACUGAAUUGUAUGUCCCCACAAGGUUAGCUGAGCAAAACUGUGUGUGUGUGUGUGUGUGUGUGUGUGUGUGUAUUUGUAAAAGAGACCUAGGUCUCAAUUUGUCUUCUCUGUUAAAAUAAAGAUUAAGUAAAUGUAAGAGUGCCAACAGUUCUCUGACACAGCCAUUAGAUAAAGUACACUGUAUGGCUGAACAGUAGAGGGAGUGAGAGAGGAUACAUUUUUUGGUGAAUGAGAAAAUAGAGUGAGAGAGAUUUUCAGAUGUUCGACCCCACAGAACUCUCGACAUGUAUUGUGUGUGUGCGUGCGUGUGUGAACACAGAUUUAAUUUUGGAUCCUGUAGGAUCUACAGUUUCCUAUCUGCCUCAUUGACCCUUCUGUCUUUCUCGUCUUUCAGAUUUGGACGCCAUGUUGGGGCCGCAGCAGUUCAGGGGCGUGGCCAACUUUAGCACCUUUCUAUUGGACCGUUCAUCUGGGGUUCUUUUCCUGGGUGCGAGAGACGCCAUACUGGCUGUGGAUACAAACAACCUGGCAAAGCAACCACGCACGGUGAGGGAGGGAGUGUUUGUUUGUUUGUGUGUGUGUGUGUGUGUGUGUGUGUGUGUGUGUGUGUGUGUGUGUGUGUGUGUGUGUGUGUGUGUGUGUGUGUGUGUGUGUGUGUGAGAAACUGAAAUACCUUGAAAUGUGUCUUCUCAUCUGUGCUUGUUUCUCUCUCCUCCUCCUCAUUCUCUCUCUCUCUCCUUCUAUCUCUCUGUCUCUAUUCUUUCUCUCUCUCUCUCUCCUAUCUCUCUCCUCUCUCUCUCUCUCUCGCUCUCUCUCCUCUCUCUCUCUCUCCUCUCUCUCUCUCCUUCUCUUUCUCUCUCCUUCUCUCCUUCUCUCUCUCUCCUUCUCUCUCUCUCUCUCCUUCUCUCUCUCUCUCUCUAGAUCAUGUGGGAUGUUCCUGAGGAGAAGAAGAGGUCCUGUGUGGCUAAAGGAAAGACAGAGGUGAGAAUUUGUUUUACCCCUCAACAUUUUUAUCACAGUGCAAUUAUCACAAAACAUAUUAUUGAUAGGCUAGAUGAUAGGCUAUAAAGGCCUGGGGAAAGUUGUGUAAUUUAAAUAAAACCAGAGAGGAAGAGGCGAACAUUAGGCUACUUUGGUAAAUUUGCGAGGCACUGCCCAUUACUGCUUAUCACUUAUUAACCAUCAUUUAUUCACAUUAUUUUACUUUAAUAAAAUAUUUUAGUUGUUGUGUAUAUUAUAUUCAUUUUAUUUGCUGACUUUUUUAUUUCAUUCCAAGUCAUCACCUCAUCUCUAUAGAGAUGCUGUCUGACAAAAUCACUAUUUUAUGACUGCAGAAUACCAACUAUCAAUCACUUAGGUCACAUAUUUUCAGGUAGGGAUACCUUACGGAGCAACAGCUGCUCUCUAUAUCCCCUCACGGUCUUGCAUUUUUCUGUGUGUUCCGUAGCAGGUGUAAAAGAAACACAGACUGGACAAGUGGAUUAUGGUCAUUGUAGUUAAUUGCCAAGUUUUAUGCGCUAACUAUGUAGAAUAUUGGCCUGUUGGAAACUACAACUCCCUACUACAUUGCACAGUUCAGUCUGGAUCUGAUUUAUCUCUGUGCAAUGUGUGCAUUGAACUCACAUAAAAAACUGAAUGAAAUGGAAUUCAAAUAAUUGUGUGUGUGUGCGCAUACGUGUGUGUGUGUGCGUUCACAUUGGCUGUUCAGAACUACCACCAACCCUGCCAACUUCAACCCCCCCUCUCCUCCACCUCCAGUCUACAUCCCAAAUGCCACCCUAUUCCCUGUAUAGUGCACUACUUUUGACCAGGGUUCUGGUCAAAAGUAGUGCAUUAAAUAGGGAAUAGGGUGGCAUUUGGGACGCAUACCUAGUUCCCUUCUCCUAUAUUCACUAGGAUUGCAAGUGCAUAUCUAUGUCAUGGUGGAGAAUAAGAGGGGGGUUGAGGUUGGAGGGGUUUGACACACACUAUUGAAAAAGGGUUUUAUGUCAUGGUAAAGGGGUUGAGGGGUGGGCUAAGGUUGGGUUGAUCAGUUGGUGGUCUUUCUGUAGCAGAGUGAGGGGGGGUGGGGUGGAGGAGGUCUUAUGACUUUCACCAAUGGGGGCCCUCUGGUUUCUUAUCGGAACCAUCAGUGGUUCUAGUGUUCAAGUGUUCUCAGUAUAGUCCCAGUCGGUAUAAGAUAGAAUGUCGCGGCCCCUUCCCGCCUGUGGGGAAAACAACCUGUGGUUCCCUAGGUUACCUCAAUGGCUCAGAACAAAUACUUGACUGGUUUCAAAUGUAAUGUUCUUGUUGUGAGCUUGUUUUAGUCAAUUACAAAACUUCAUUUAAGAAAAGAACAACAUGUCUAAGGAUUACUUUUCAACACUGCCUGCUCACGAGUAUUCUCACUACAUAGAAAAACAUAAUAUUGUAGGGCUUUCCUCAUGCCCCUUUUCAUGACGGUGCUAGCAGCCACGUGAGUGAGUGCUAGCUAGCUGCCGACCGGAACAUUAAGCUAGCCAAGACCAACAACACAAACAGACUAUACAGCUACAAGUAGUGAGUGGAAUUACAAACGGACUAUACUAAACAAGUUAAAUGUCUUACCUGUGAUUAAAUGUUUUCCACACACAUAACUAUGUGUAGCCUACUUGAACACCGGGUCCCCACAUUUCCCACUCUUCCACGCCGAAUAGCCUGAAGCCACAGGGCUCUUCUCGCAGGCUCUAUUUCCCUACGUGGGAGCAUUGCGAACCAUAGGUCGGGAUUUUUUUUUACCUUGUUACAUGUAUAUGGAACAACACAGAAGCUUUUGUUAUUUCUGAAUAAACAAAACAUCUACAACGAACUUGGCUCUUUUACAAUGGGGGUCAAUAGGAAGUAAUGUUUGUUUCCCCAAUUUGUGGGCUUGGUCGAGAGGAAUUCCUUAUUAUUACGUGAAUAUCAACUUGGAGUAUAGAUGCGGUAAAGAUGUCAAUGGAACUCGACCCAAACAAUGGAAAUGCCAUGGAAAUGCGUGGGGAAAGAUGCUCAUUUCCUCCCAGCAAAAUGGGCCUACCUUUAGGCUACUGUUUAUAUAUGUGUAUUUCACACUAUGUUGAGGUAAAAAUCUGAGUAUAAUGCUUGUAUGGAUGUCAACCCCAAUACAUGUUCAUGUCAUGGUCACCAAUCAACUGCAUUGCAGUUAAAAACUACUUUGAAUACCACCACCGAUUUCUGUAUGCUAGCUAUGCUACCAGCUUAUACGAACGGGAGUUAGCAUUUACAGUAGCAGUCACUUCUUCUAAACCUGAAAAAGAACAACUUCUAAAUGUUAUGCAGCGAAAACAGCCAAAUAUAUCCAAAUCAGACUUUAUUAACCAAAUUGUGGGCCUGUUACAAUACAUCAAUCAUGACGUAUUUGACGAAUAUCCACUUUGUUAGAUCAGAGUUGUUGAAUGUGCGCCAAUCCGACACCCUUCUUCUACCCCCCACAGUCUGCGUUCCAUUCACCUCUUUACUGCAUCUAUUCUGCCUCUUUUAUAGGGGCAAUCUGCAGAUUAAAAAAUAACAAAGUGAAGAGUUCAUGUCCAAAACGCUAUAUCCACUAAUUUUCACAUUUGUGUUUUUCCAUCAGAAAUGAUUGCUUAUGGGUACCUUCAUCUGUGUAAUAUAUUACUGAUGUUUUAAUUCAUAGGUUUUAGGGGCCAAAUGCUAUAUAUCCAUUGUUUAUCUGGAAUGGAAUGUUCGUAUCCUGUAUAUUUGACUGUGAUAUGUGGUUGUCUUACCUAGCUGUCUUAAGAUUAAUGCACUUACUAUAUUAUUUGUUACAUUUGACUGUGUAAAACAGCUGAGGGAUGGGGCUGGAGAAAUGUAUCCACUCUCAAAUUCAUAGACGGAGCUAUGGAUGCAAGGACUGGCCAUCCAUGAGAUCAAACAUUGUCGGUGUGCCCACUUUGUUAUUGUUUGAACUGUAGAUUGCCCCUUUAACUACAGUAUUAAAGUACAAUACAUUAGAACUAAUUAAAAUUCUGUGGUGAAAUAUGAUUGUAAUUUCACUCAUCCCCCUGUCCUCUGUCUCACCCUAUAGGGUGACUGUAAUAACUACAUCCGCCUGCUGGAGUUUCUGGGAGACGGGCAGAUCUACGCCUGUGGCACCUAUGCUUUCGACCCGCAGUGUGCCUUCCUGGUGAGUGUGUGUGUGUGCAAUGAGCUGCAAUCGAACCCUUCUGACAUGCUCCGACACUCGUUCACACUCGUUCACACACCAAAGUGACAGGCAGAAAAACACACACACAAACACAAACACAAAUCAAAUCAAAUGUAAUUUGUCACAUACACAUGUUUAGCAGAUGUUAUUGCGGGUGUAGCGAAAUACUUGUGCUUCUAGCUCCGACAGUGCAGUAAUAUCUAACAAGUAAUAUCUAACUAUUUCACAACAUAUACCCAAUACACACAAAUCUAAGUAAGGAAUGGAAUUUAAGAAUAUAUACAUAUAUGGACGAGCAAUGACAGAGCGGCAUGGAUUAAGAUACAGUAGAAUAUUAUAGAAUACAGUAUAUACAUAUGAGAUGAGUAAUGCAAGAUAUGUAAACAUUAUUAAAGUGACUAGUGUUCCAUUUCUUAAAGUGGCCAGUGAUUUCAAUAGGCAGCAGCAGCCUCUAAUGUGCUAGUGAUGGCGCGCACACACACACACUCCGUUUGACAAACAUUGGAUUGACAGGUACACACAGAUACGUUCGUACAAAAACACAUACAAGCAGACUCCAUGUUAGAGACAGAUAAAUGCACGCACGCGCACACACACGCACACGCACGCACACUUGCACACACAGAAGAGAGAGAAAGCAAGAAGGAUUUAUCUUUCUUUCAUUUUUUUCUUUCAUUAUUUUGUUCAUUCUUUCUUCUUCCUUCUCUUGCUGGCCUCUUAGAAUGAUAACCUCAUCUCUUUGUUUUUUUCUCUCUUUUCUCAUCCCUCUCUUUUCUCUCUUUCAGAACAUGUCUUCAUUCUCUCUGGAGCGAUGGGAGGAUGGAAGGGUGAGGAUGGAGACAGGGAAAGGGAAAUGUCCCUUUGAGCCCAGCCAGCACUAUACAGCUGUCAUGGCAGGUAAUAACACACACACACACACACACACACACACACACACACACACACACACAGGUAAUAUACACAUUGAUUUUACACACACUAGCUAACAAACACAGUGGCCACCCUGAGGUUAGCGUCUUAUCCAGGGACAUCAAGCUGCCUCACGCUACAAAAACAGGAGAUUGGCCCAUAGGGCAGGAGCCGUUCUGGCUCAGACAAAGCUUACUUACUUUACACAUACUAAUACACACGCAGAUAUGCCUACAAAUAACCCUCUCUCACACACUCUCAAAUCAAAUUAUAUUGGUCGCGUACACAGUUUAGCAGAUGUUAUAGCAGGUGCAGUGAAAUGUUCAUGUUACUAGCUCCUAACAAUGCAGAUGUCGUAUCGGGUGAAUGGUGGCAAUUAUUGCUGUCAACAAAGAGUCCGCUUAUGCUGCACAAUGAUUAGAGGCUUUUAUUAAUAUCACAAGGUUACAGCAUAAGUUACAGACCCGCGGUGUCUGGAGAACGGCGUCCCAGAUUGCAAUGGCCGUUCUGCCUUCUCCUUCGGUUUUCCCCCUACUUAUAAACAAUGCAAAAAGAUGCUCCCUCUUCUGGCCAAUCACCAGUCUCCCCUGUCUACAACACACUUCCUGUCUGUUGUAUGUGACGUUACACUAAAACAUUCCCUCUUGAUACUAAAAUCAACAUUCUUUCAGUUCCACUUAAAAAACAUUUAACAACGUCAUAAUCUCAAUACACGACACAGACAAAUGUGAAACAGUAUAAAGUACACAAAUAAUCAAAAAUGUAUAGGAAAAAAACAAGAAAUCAAGAAAUGUUGGAACGAAUCCAAUUAACAACCCCAAUAGCACUGUAACAGUAAUCCAAAUGCAGUCUAUACGUAUAUACACCGGAUGAAUUUACACAAGAUAUACUAAGAAUUAUAUGUACAGCAGUAGAUAUAUUAGGGUGAGCUAUGUCAAUAAUCCAGUAUAUAAAUAAAUAUGCUGUGUAUAAACAGUUCAACCAAAAUGCAAUGUACAGAAGUAGUAAUAUUAGAACACAGCAUUAAAAACCUCAUGGCAAAAUGGAUAGAAUUGCAGGAAAUUAACUUCCGGACCAGAGUCCGGAAUAUAAAUAUAUGUACCCUCUCUCUCUCGCUCUCUCCUUCCCUCUCUCCCUCCCUCCCCUUCUCCCCCUCCCCUUCUCCCCCUCCCCUUCUCUCUCUUUCUCUCUCUCUAUCCCUCCUGCUCUCUAGAUGGUAUCCUGUACACUGCCGCCACCAGUAACUUUCUGGGAACGCUGUUCGAUAUCUCCCGGGCCACCGGUCAGGAGCAGGAACGGAUCCGCACCGAGAGAUCUAUUAACUGGCUCAGUGGUGAGAGGAUACACACAGGCGCAGACACACGCACGCACGCGCGCACACACACACACAAACACACAGAGUGUGCAGACACAACACACAGGUGCAAUGCAUAGAUGCACACGCACACACACAGACCAGCAGCACACAGAGACCACCAGCAAAUGCACAUGCACACGCACAGACACACAGACACACACACACACACACACACACACACACACAGUGCUUCACACACUCCCACACACUUGUUUCAUACGUCUCUUUCGCGCUCUCUCGCUCUCUCUCUCUCGCUCUCUCUCUCUCUCUCUCUCUCUCUCUCUCUCUCUCUCUCUCUCUCGCUCUCUCUCACUUUGUUCAUACCUGUGUGUGUGUUUCUCUCUCUCUCUGCAGACCCAGAGUUUGUGUCCUCAGCAUUCAUACAGCAGGAUGAAGACACCAACCCAACAGGAGACGACAACAAGAUCUAUUUCUUCUUUACCGAGGUCGCCAAGGAGUAUGACCUCUACACUAAGGUCAAAGUUCCCAGGGUCGCACGCGUUUGCAAGGUGAGUGUGGGGCAUGGAGUGGGGGUGGUGGUGGAGGAAGGGGGGGGGGGUGUGAGGCGGUUGGUUGUGUGUGUGUUUGAGCUUGCAUGCGUUCUUAAUACUCUUUCUUCAUUUGUCGAUCCCACUGCUUCCCCACCCCCCCCUCUCUCUAGUCUGAUGUAGGUGGUAUGAAGACAUUGCAGAGACGUUGGACCACCUUCGUCAAGGCUCAGUUGGUGUGUGAGAACAGAGCCAGCGGACAACGCUACAACAUACUGACAGAUGUCUACACAACCCAACACACAUCUGGCGAUCCAAGCUCUACGCACUUUUAUGGGCUCUUUACUUCUCAGUGGUAAGUAUGAAGGGAUGGAGAAGGAGGUAGGGAUGGAGUACUUGUGUACUGCUCUUGUUUACACACCUCUUUUUUUUUUUACCAAAAUCAAAUCCUUCUCUCUUUCUUUCUUUCACUCUCUCUUUUGCUCUAUUUUUCUCUCUUCUGUGUAUAUACAGUACCAGUCAAAAGUUUGGACACACCUACUCAUUCAAGGGUUUUUCUUUAUUUUUACUAUUUUUUACAUUGUAGAAUAGUAGUAUAGACAUCAAAACUAUGAAAUAACACAUAUGGAAUCAUGUAGUAACCAAAAAAGUCUUAAACAAAUCAAAAUAUAUUUUAUAUUUGAGAUUCUUCAAAUAGCCACCCUUUGCCUUGAUGACAGCUUUGCACACUCUUGGCAUUCUCUCAACCAGUGUCACCUGGAAAGCUUUUCCAACAGUCUUAAAGGAGUUCUCACAUAUGCUGAGCACUUGUUGGCUGCUUUUCAUUCACUCUGCCCUCCGACUCAUCCCAAACCAUCUCAAUUGGGUUGAGGUCGGGGGAUUGUGGAGGCCAGGUCAUCUGAUGCAGCACUCCAUCACUCUCCUUCUUGGUAAAAUAGCCCUUACACAGCCUGGAGGUGUGUUGGGUCAGUGUCUUGUUGAAAAACAAACGAUAUUCCCACUAAGCCCAAACCAGAUCGGAUGGUGUAUCGCUGCAGAAUGCUGUGGUAGCCAUGCUGGUAAAGUGUGCUUUGAAUUCUAAAUAAAUCACAGACCGUGUCACCAGCAAAGCACCCCCACACCAUAACACCUCCUCCUCCAUGCUUUACGGUGAGAACUACACAUGCAGAGAUCAUCCGUUCACACACACGGCCUCUCAUAAAGACACGGCGGUUGGAACCAAAAAUCUCCAAUUUGGACUCCAGACCAAAGGACAAAUUUCCACUUGUCUAAUGUCCAUCGCUCGUGUUUCUUGGCCCAAGCAGGUCAUAUUGGCGUCCUGUAGUAUUGGUUUCUUUGCAGCAAUUAGACCAUGAAGGCCUGAUUCACACAGUCCCUUCUGAACAGUUGAUGUUGAGAUGUGUCUGUGACUUGAACUCUGUGAAGCAUUUAUUUGCGCUGCCAUUUCUGAGGUUGGUAACUCUAAUGAACUUAUCCUCUGCAUUAGAGGUAACUCUGGGUCUUCCAUUCCUGUGGCGGUGCUCCUGAGAGCCAGUUUCAUCAUAGUGCUUGAUGGUUUUUGCAACUGCACUUGAAGAAACUUUAGAAGUUCUUGACAUUUUCCGUAUUGAUUGACUUCUCUUUGCUUAUUUGAGCUGUUCUUGCCAAAUAGGGCUAUCUUCUGUAUACCCCCACUACCUUGUCACAACACUGAUUGGCUCAAACGCAUUUAGAAGGAAAGAAAUUCCACAAAUUAACUUUUAAGAAGGCACACCUGAUAAUUGAAAUGCAUUCCAGGUGACUACCUCAUGAAGCUGGUUGAGAGAAUGCCAAGAGUGUGCAAAGCUGUCAUUAAGCCAAACAGUGGCUAUUUUAAGUUAACUUUUUUGGUUACUGGGUCAUUCUACAGAUUCGGUGCCUUUUGUGAUUGAGGAGGAUGAAACAAUGAACAUUAAAAUCUUAAGCUUUUUUUUAUUUGAUGUGACAAAGUAAUGUGUGUACUUGAUAGAAAAUACCUUUUCCCAUCUCAAUGUAGAGUAUUAAGUUAUUAUUCUGUAUUAUUUUCUCAAACAAGUCCCAAUUUAAUUCAACCCCGUCACAGUCAUUUUGUUAUUCAACUAUUCAUUUUUCCAAUAAGCUUGAGAUCAGCUUCUGGCAUAAUCUCACAGUUUAGAUGUCCCUUGUAAAUAAUGGCAUAUUGUAAUUAAAGAGAAAAUCAAGAAAAACUGACCAGCACCAUCCUUUCCAGUUUACGAUGAAGAAAUUUCUAAUCUAACUCCACAUUUUCGCAAGAAAUGUGCAAGAAUGCUGCGUAAUUCCUGACAAAAUUGAAAUAGCCUUAUUUACCCUGAAUUAAUACACACAAUAAAAACACUAUUGAUGUUAUAUUUUGUGUAUUUAAUACAAAAAUGUAAAAAUAAUAAUCUCGUAACAGGGAUGAAUGCACCGCAACAGGGUUGAAAAUCAUGUAACAGGGUUGAGUGAAAAGCAUCACGUGUCAUAUGUUUUAUCUUUUGAGAUCACUAACAUGUUGCCAUUUUUAAAACAUUUAAAACAUUUUUAAACCUACUGUCAACAUAGCUUUUAAAAUCUAAAGAAUCUAGAUGAAAGCUAGACAGAGUAAAACACAUUCAUGAACAAAUAACAGUAACAACAUUUCAUUGAUUUCAUAAAAAUAUCCAUCUGAUAAUGGCAGGAGUCUGUUUGAACAUUGAGCAAACAUCUUAACAUUGAUAACCUACAGUGAGGGAAAAAAGUAUUUGAUCCCCUGCUGAUUUUGUACGUUUGCCCACUGACAAAGAAAUGAUCAGUCUAUCAUUUUAAUGGUAGGUUAAUUUCAACAGUGAGAGACAGAAUAACAACAAAAUAAUUCUGAAAAACGCAUGUCAGAAAUGUUAUAAAUUGAUUUGCAUUUUAAUGAGGGAAAUAAGUAUUUGACCCCCUCUCAAUCAGAAAGAUUUAUGGCUCCCAUGUGUCUUUUAUACAGGUAACGAGCUGAGAUUAGGAGCACACUCUUAAAGGGAGUGCUCCUAAUCUCAGCUUGUUACCUGUAUAAAAGACACCUGUCCACAGAAGCAAUCAAUCAGAUUCCAAACUCUCCACCAUGGCCAAGACCAAAGAGCUCUCCAAGGAUGUCAGGGACAAGAUUGUAGACCUAUACAAGGCUGGAAUGGGCUACAAGACCAUCGCCAAGCAGCUUGGUGAGAAGGUGACAACAGUUGGUGCGAUUAUUCGCAAAUGGAAGAAACACAAAAUAACUGUCAAUCUCCCUCGGCCUGGGGCUCCAUGCAAGAUCUCACUUCGUGGAGUUGCAAUGAUCAUGAGAACGGUGAGAAAUCAGCCCAGAACUACACGGGAUGAUCUUGUCAAUGAUCUCAAGGCAGCUGGGACCAUAGUCACCAAGAAUACAAUUGGUAACACACUACGCCGUGAAGGACUGAAAUCCUGCAGCGCCCGCAAGGUCCCCCUGCUCAAGAAAGCACAUAUACAUGCCCGUCUGAAGUUUGCCAAUGAACAUCUGAAUGAUUCAGAGGAGAACUGGGUGAAAGUGUUGUGGUCAGAUGAGACCAAAAUGGAGCUCUUUGGCAUCAACUCAACUCGCCGUGUUUGGAGGAGGAGAAAUGCUGCCUAUGACCCCAAGAACACCAUCCCCACCGUGGAGGUGGAAACAUUAUGCUUUGGGGGUGUUUUUCUGCUAAGGGGACAGGACAACUUCACCGCAUCAAAGGGUCGAUGGACGGGGCUAUGUACCGUCAAAUCUUGGGUGAGAACCUCCUUCCCUCAGCCAGGGCAUUGAAAAUGGGUUGUGGAUGGGUAUUCCAGCAUGACAAUGACCCAAAACACACGGCCAAGGCAACAAAGGAGUGGCUCAAGAAGAAGCACAUUAAGGUCCUGGAGUGGCCUAGCCAGUCUCCAGACCUUAAUCCAAUAGAAAAUCUGUGGAGGGAGCUGAAGGUUCGAGUUGCCAAACGUCAGGCUCGAAACCUUAAUGACUUGGAGAAUAUCUGCAAAGAGGAGUGGGACAAAAUCCCUCCUGAGAUGUGUGCAAACCUGGUGGCAAACUACAAGAAACGUCUGACCUCUGUGAUUGCCAACAAGGGUUUUGCCACCAAGUACUAAGUCAUGUUUUGCAGAGGGGUCAAAUACUUAUUUCCCUCAUUAAAAUGCAAAUCAAUUCAUAACAUUUUUUACAUGCGUUUUUCGGGAUUCUUUUGUUGUUAUUCUGUCUCUCACUGUUCAAAUAAACCUACUAUUAAAAUUAUAGACUGAUCAUUUCUUUGUCAGUGGGCAAACGUACAAAAUCAGCAGGGGAUCAAAUACUUUUUUCCCUCACUGUAUAUAGGUCACAUGUUGCCAUUUUUUAACAUUUUAAACUACUGUCAACAUAGCUUUUAAAGUUUAAACAAUCAAGAUGAAAUCUAGACAGAUUAAAACACAUUAAUAAACUAACAACAGUUACAACAUUUCAUUGAUUUCAUAGAAAUAUCCAGAGUAAUGGCAGGAAUGUCUGUGUUGUUUGAAUGUUUGAACAUUAAGCAAACAUCUUAACAUUAAUAACCUAUAGGUAAGCCUACAGUUUGUUCACCAUUUUUACUGAGAGAGCCUAGCCCACACUUCCUUCUGUAUUUCCAUGUGCCUAGAAGUCACCGGUUUAGGGGGAUCAAUGUGUUCCAAGAUGUCCUCAAAUGGAUACCACAGGAUAUCAUCAAGAAGUGGCCAGAAGUACCUAUUUGGUCCAGCACAGCACAUGCAUUUGACCUGCACAUGGGAUUCAUCUGUGGCUAGAAUUAUUCCGGGAUAGAAAUCGUCAUCAUAUUUGGCCACGCACCAUUUCCCGCAUAUGUCUUUUGACCUCUCUUAUCUAGAUCUCCUAUUCCUUUCUUCUUUCCUGCUAAAACAUAUUUUGUCCAUCUCAUGCGUUCACUCCUGAGGUACUUUUCCCUUCGUUCUGGAUCAGCAUUUCUUCUUGCCCUGUACUCUCUUUGCCUUUCUGCUGCUGUUUUUGCCAUUGUUGAAUCUGAAAUUGUAGGUCAAGGUCAAGUCAAUGACCAGUUUACUCUCCAAAACUAAUUACUGUAUCCUUUUAAUCACUAUGUAGUAAAAUGAACGUGAACUUGCAGAUAAUACUCCUAAAUAUGUCAGUACAAACCAGUCGGCUAGUGAACAUGAACCCCUCACGCACCAGUUGCCAAGGCAGUAUACUGUAUGUCUUUUUAGACUAGUCUUCAUUUACAUUCUCUAGUCUUUUUAUGCAUUACCAAAUUAUGCUUUAAAGCAACAAAACUUUAUUUUCUGUUGAUUGUGUGUCCAUGACCACCACCACCUCGUGUCUUAAAGAUCUUACAUUUCCAGGAGAAUUACCUGACCACCGGCGCGCGGAUGUCCCUCACCUUCCUCUCUAUGUGUGUUUCCUUUCUGCUGCAGUUUUUUCCAUUGUUGAAUCUGAAAUUGUAGGUCAAGGUCAAGUCAAUGACCUGCUUACUCUUCAAGACUAAAUAUUGUAUCCUUUUAAUCACUAUGUAGUAAAAUGAACAUGAACUUGCAGAUAAUACUCCUAAAUAUGUCAAUGUCUAUAGGAGAGAGAACAAAUUAAUUGUCACUUUUUUAAAGUUAUUAUUUUCAAAAAUUCCUCGUACUUUUAGUUGAUACUGUAAAACCGUAAACAACAAACAUUCAACAAGAAAAUAUGAUUGGUAUUAAGCAAUAUACAUUAAAUAUUGCUAAGAUUUAACAGCUAUUCAACCCUGUAACAGCCAUUCAACCCCGUAACAUUGAAAAAUGUGAUGGGGUUGAAUGUGACAGGGUUGAAGAUUUUGUGCUAAUCUGUUGCUAAUUCGGGAUGCUAGCAGCUAGCAUUGUGCCACAUGGCCUUAUUCAACAAAAUACAUUGUUAUACUUCAUAGCUAUAAAAACAAUUCUUGGUAAAAUCUUAACUAUGAAUUCCCCCCCCCCCCAACAGAGUUGAAUACCUGAGAUUGACAAAGCCCAUAUGUGCUUAAAAAACAUGAAAUAUUUAUAAAAAGUGAGAGAGCAGCUUACCACUUGUCACACCAGGCUUCUCUGAAGACUUGUAUGAUGUCACUUCCUCAUAAAUGAUGUCCACAGGAUCAAACCAUUAUUUAAUUGUGAGUGGGGGUAUUGUUGCGUUACGGGGUUGAAAGAAAUACAAGGACAGGGGUAAAAGCCUGAAUUUCUCAGAAAAUAAAAUGUCUUAUGCUGAGAAAAUGGAUUAUGCAUAAUAAGGGGGCAUAUACAAUUAAUUUAACAAAAAAAAAGCAUUAUUAUUUAACACUGUGUACUCAAAAUGAGUCACGCCAUUUGCAUGAUGGUCAAUAGGGACAGGCGAAAUUCUUAAUACUCCUAAGAAAAGCAAACAUAUAAGUAUUGAAAUUCAUCUCUGUUUAAAAUCAUAUUCUCUACUCCAUAUUAAAAACAUGUAAAACUUUGAAAUGUUGUAAUUUAAGUGUAGUUUGAUAAAUGUUCUGACAAGUUAUAACACUAGUACAUCUUGGGACACUGACAAUACUGAAAUGUCACCGAAUCUGUAGAAUGACCCUACUACAUGAUUCCACAUGUGUUAUUUCAUAGUUUUGAUGUCAUCACUAUUAUUCUACAAUGUAGAAAAUAGUUUAAAAUAAAGAAAAACCCUGGAAUGAGUAAGUGUGUGUGUGUGUGUGUGUGUGUGUGUAGGGAGCAUGAGGAGUUGUCAGCGGUUUGUGUGUACAGUCUGGCUGACAUCAGCAAAGUGAUGGACGGACCUUUCAAAGAACUGAAGAAGACCUGUGAGAAUUGGAUCAACCCAGAACCCGUACCUACACCCAGACCAGGACAGGUAAUGUCUAGAACACAAAACCUAGAACCUGCACAGUCUAUAACAUAACCUAGAACCAGCAUAAUCUAGAACAUAGCGCCUAGAACCAGUAGCAACACCUAGACCAGGACCAGGUACAGCAUAGAACAUAACGACACCUAAAACCUGAAACUACAGGUAGAACCUGUACCUACACCCAGAACAGGUAGGGGUAAGGUCUACAACAUGACAUCUAGAACCCAUACCUACACCUAGAACUAGUACCUACACUAGACCAGGGCAGACAGUCUAGAACCCUUACAUUUUAAUCUGGACCUCAAAGCCAGUUCCACUGCUUUUGUUCAUUCUUCCCUUCUAAUCAUGGACUAAUUUAGACCUGGGACACCAGGUGGGUGCAAUUCAUUAUCGUGUAGAACAGAGAAAAAGCAGUAGUCGGGACCUUGUAAGGUAAAAUUUGAAUACCCCUGGUCUAUAACAUAACACCUAGAACCUGUAACUACACCUAGACCAAUCAGUUACCUGCCUAGUUAAAUAGUACAAUAAAGUAGGUCAAUAAGUGAAAUCAUUGUUUUGAUGUAUGUAUAUCUCAUUUUUGCUGCACAAUAAUUGCCAUUCAGGAACAAUACAGAUCUAUUAAAUUGAAUUGAAAUUAAAUGAAAUAAAAAAAAAUACAUUGAGUUGAAUUGAUAAAAACUGUAUAAAAAAAUUGGAGUCAUCGUCUCUCAAGCAGCCACACACACACACUGACUAAUUAAAUUAUUGUUUGUUUUCUCAUCCACCAGUGUCUAAACAGUGCUCUGAGAGCGAAGGGCUUCGAAUCUUCUCUCAAACUGCCUGACAAGGUAAUAUAUUAUAUAAUAUAUCAUGUAUAAUAACAUAAUAUAAUAUAUUAUAAUUAUUAUUUUGUUUAUUUGAAUAGGGACAAGUACAAACACAUUGACACAUUGAACAAACAAUCAUGUGAUGCAUUACACUAGUGUUUCCAUCUUAAACAUGUUUUCGAUAUUCAUUUACAUGAAUAAAAUAUAAUAUAUAAUCAUGUAUUGUAAUAUAUAUAUAUAUAUAUAUAUAUAUACACACACAGUGAGGGGAAAAAAGUAUUUCAUCACCUGCUGAUUUUGUACGUUUGGCCACUGACAAAGACAUGAUCAGUCUAUAAUUUUAAUGGUAGGUUUAUUUGAACAGUGAGAGACAGAAUAACAACAAAAUAAUCCAGAAAAACGCAUGUCAAAAAUGUUAUAAAUUGAUUUGCAUUUUAGUGAGGGAAAUAAGUAUUUGACCCCUCUGCAAAACAUGACUUAGUACUUGGUGGAUCUUCUCCAAGUCAUUAAGGUUUCGAGGCUGACGUUUGGCAACUCGAACCUUCAGCUCCCUCCACAGAUUUUCUAUGGGAUUAAGGUCUGGAGACUGGCUAGGCCACUCCAGGACCUUAAUGUGCUUCUUCUUGAGCCACUCUUUUGUUGCCUUGGCCAUGUGUUUUGGGUCAUUGUCAUGCUGGAAUACCCAUCCACGACCCAUUUUCAAUGCCCUGGCUGAGGGAAGGAGGUUCUCACCCAAGAUUUGACGGUACAUGGCCCCGUCCAUCGUCCCUUUGAUGCAGUGAAGUUCCUCCUCCUCCAAACACGUCGAGUUGAGUUGAUGCCAAAGAGCUCGAUUUUGGUCUCAUCUGACCACAACACUUUCACCCAGUUCUCCUCUGAAUCAUUCAGAUGUUCAUUGGCAAACUUCAGACGGCCCUGUAUAUGUGCUUUCUUGAGCAGGGGGGGCUGCAGGAUUUCAGUCCUUCACGGCGUAGUGUGUUACCAAUUGUUUUCUUGGUGACUAUGGUCCCAGCUGCCUUGAGAUCAUUGACAAGAUCCUGCCAUGUAGUUCUGGGCUGAUUCCUCACCGUUCUCAUGAUCAUUGCAACUCCACGAGGUGAGAUCUUGCAUGGAGCCCCAGGCCGAGGGAGAUUGACAGUUAUUUUGUGUUUCUUCAAUUUGCGAAUAAUCGCACCAACUGUUGUCACCUUCUCACCAAGCUGCUUGGCGAUGGUCUUGUAGCCCAUUCCAGCCUUGUGUAGGUCUACAAUUUUGUCCCUGACAUCCUUGGAGAGCUCUUUGGUCUUGGCCAUGGUGGAGAGUUUGGAAUCUGAUUGAUUGAUUGCUUCUGUGGACAGGUGUCUUUUAUACAGGUAACAAGCUGAGAUUAGGAGCACUCCCUUUAAGAGUGUGCUCCUAAUCUCAGCUCGUUACCUGUAUAAAAGACACCUGGGAGCCAGAAAUCUUUCGGAUUUAGAGGAGGUCAAAUACUUAUUUACCUCAUUAAAAUGCUAAUCAAUUUAUAACAUUUUUGACAUGCGUUUUUCUGGAUUUUUGUGUUGUUAUUAUGUCUCUCACUGUUCAAAUAAAUCUACCAUUAAAAUUAUAGACUGAUCAUUUCUUUGUCAGUUGGCAAACGUACAAAAUCAGCAGGGGAUCAAAUACUUUUUUCCCUCACUGUACAUAAGAUAUACAUUAGAUAGAUGAUAUACAUAAAACAUCCUUACAUCUGGAGCCAGAGUAGGGCAACAACAACAGAGAGAAUGCCAAGAGUGUGCAAAGCUGUCAUCAAGGCAAAGGGUGGCUAUUUGAAGAAUCUCUAAUAUAAAACAUAUUUUGAUUUGUUUAACACUUGUUUGGUUACGACAUAAUUCCAUAUGUGUUAAUUCAUAGUUUUGAUGUCUUCACUAUUUAUUCUACAAUGUAGAAAAUAGUAAAAAUAAAGAAAAACCCUUGAAUGAGUAGGUGUUCUAAAACUUUUGACCGGUAGUGUGUAUAUAUACAGUGGGGAAAAAAAGUAUUUAGUCAGCCACAAAUUGUGCAAGUUCUCCCACUUAAAAAGAUGAGAGAGGCCUGUAAUUUUCAUCAUAGGUACACGUCAACUAUGACAGACAAAUUGAGAAAAAAAAAUCCAGAAAAUCACAUUGUAGGAUUUUUAAUGAAUUUAUUUGCAAAUUAUGGUAGAAAAUAAGUAUUUGGUCACCUACAAACAAGCAAGAUUUCUGGCUCUCACAGACCUGUAACUUCUUCUUUAAGAGGCUCCUCUGUCCUCCACUCGUUACCUGUAUUAAUGGCACCUGUUUGAACUUGUUAUCAGUAUAAAAGACACCUGUCCACAACCUCAAACAGUCACACUCCAAACUCCACUAUGGCCAAGACCAAAGAGCUGUCAAAGGACACCAGAAACAAAAUUGUAGACCUGCACCAGGCUGGGAAGACUGAAUCUGCAAUAGGUAAGCAGCUUGGUUUGAAGAAAUCAACUGUGGGAGCAAUUAUUAGGAAAUGGAAGACAUACAAGACUACUGAUAAUCUCCCUCGAUCUGGGGCUCCACGCAAGAUCUCACCCCGUGGGGUCAAAAUGAUCACAAGAACGGUGAGCAAAAAUCCCAGAACCACACGGGGGACCUAGUGAAUGACCUGCAGAGAGCUGGGACCAAAGUAUCAAAGCCUAUCCAUCAGUAACACACUACGCCGCCAGGGACUCAAAUCCUGCAGUGCCAGACGUGUCCCCCUACUUAGGAGAGUACAUGUCCAGGCCCGUCUGAAGUUUGCUAGAGUGCAUUUGGAUGAUCCAGAAGAGGAUUGGGAGAAUGUCAUAUGGUCAGAUGAAACCAAAAUAUAACUUUUUGGUAAAAACUCAACUCGUUGUGUUUGGAGGACAGAGAAUGCUGAGUUGCAUCCAAAGAACACCAUACCUACUGUGAAGCAUGGGGGUGGAAACAUCAUGCUUUGGGGCUGUUUUUCUGCAAAGGGACCAGGACGACUGAUCCGUGUAAAGGAAAGAAUGAAUGGGGCCAUGUAUCGUGAGAUUUUGAGUGAAAACCUCCUUCCAUCAGCAAGGGCAUUGAAGAUGAAACGUGGCUGGGUCUUUCAGCAUGACAAUGAUCCCAAACACACCGCCCGGGCAACGAAGGAGUGGCUUCGUAAGAAGCAUUUCAAGGUCCUGGAGUGGCCUAGCCAGUCUCCAGAUCUCAACCCCAUAGAAAAUCUUUGGAGGGAGUUGAAAGUCUGUGUUGCCCAGCGACAGCCCCAAAACAUCACUGCUCUAGAGGAGAUCUGCAUGGAGGAAUGGGCCAAAAUACCAGCAACAGUGUGUGAAAACCUUGUGAAGACUUACAGAAAACGUUUGACCUGUGUCAUUGCCAACAAAGGGUAUAUAACAAAGUAUUGAGAAACUUUUGUUAUUGACCAAAUACUUAUGUUCCACCAUAAUUUGCAAAUAAAUUCAUAAAAAAUCCUACAAUGUGAUUUUCUGGAUUAUUUUUUCCUAAUUUUGUCUGUCAUAGUUGACGUGUACCUAUGAUGAAAAUUACAGGCCUCUCUCAUCUUUUUAAGUGGGAGAACUUGCACAAUUGGUGGCUGACUAAAUACUUUUUUUCCCCACUGUAUAUAUAUCUAUGCCUCAAGGUGUUGACGUUUAUGAGAGACCACCCUCUGAUGGAGAACAGUGUGAUCGCAGCGCCCCUACUGGUGAGGAGGGGAAUCACAUACACUAAAGUAGCUGUUACCAGGACGACCACAGGGUCGGAUGACGACCAGAGCAACGCAGCCACCGUGUUGCACCUCGGCACAGGUAAGAGGGGAGGGAUAGAAGGGUGGUGGAGGGAUAGUGGAGGGAGAUGUGAGGAGAGAGACAGAGAGAAAGGGGAUUCAAGGGUGGAGGAGUGGAGGGGUGGCUGAGGGGUGGUUAAGGGGGAGAAAGUAGUGUUGGUGGGGUAACUUGGAAGGAGGGAUGGUAAAGUGAGAGAAAGGAAGACUUCUGGGAGGAGAAAUGAGGGAUCUGGUAAAGACUUAAAGGAGGAAUGAAUGUGAGAAAGAUACAUUUAAAUGAGAGUGUGCUUUAAACCUUGUUAACGUGAGUGUGUGUCGCUCUCUCUCUGUGUGUGUGUGUGUGUGUGUGUGUGUGUGUGUGUGUGUGUGUGUAUGUAUGUCUAACCUACAGACCGUGGGGAGCUCCAUAGAGUAGCGGUGGUAGGACAGAACACUACCUUACUACAGGAGAUCUCUCUCUUCACUGCACAGGAACCUGUCAACAACAUACUGCUGCACAAGGUAACACACACACACACACACACACACACACACACACACACACACACACACACACACACACACACACACACACACACACACACACACACACACACACACACACACACACACACACACACACACACACACACACACACACACACAGAGAGAGACAUGUGGUCCUCUGUAGCUCAGCUGGUAGAGUACGGCGCUUGUAACGCCAAGGUAGUGGGUUCGAUCCCCGGGACCACCCAUACACAAAAAUGUAUGCACGCAUGACUGUAAGUCGCUUUGGAUAAAAGCGUCUGCUAAAUGGCAUAUUAUUAUUAUUAUACACACGGAGACACAGAAAUAUUUACACACAAAUACACAUGUACACACAUGCCGCACGCGCCAAACACAGAAGAAUUUACACACUCGUACACACACACACGCAGGCAUACACACAAGUACACACCAAAACAGUUACACACACCUUUUGUUAGGCCCAAAUAAUGUCGUUACAUUAGGACAUUGCCAUUGCAGUGUACUUACACUUUCAGAGUGAUAAUAGUUACACUUUGAUGUUUGUGUUACUACACAUUGACAUUAUUACAUCUUCUCUCUCUCUCGCUCUCUUUUUCUACCCCACCCCCUCCCGUUAUCUCUCCCCUCCCUAGGGCCAGGCUCUGGUGGGUACCCAACUGUCCCUGGCCCGUGUGGGGGCGGAGGGGUGCAGCCUAUACUCUUCCUGUGAGGAGUGUGCCCGGGCGAGACCCCUGGGGUGUGUGUGGAGGGUCAAAGAGGGAGCUUGCAGUCCCAGCAUGACAGGGUGCGUAAUACACACACUCUAUUACAAAAGUAUUUUCACACACACACACAAACACAUUCACAGACUUCAUACAUACUGUACAUACACACACACACACACAGUAUUGUAUAACUAACCUUGUGGGGACACACAAUUCAUUCCCAUUCAAAAUCCUAUUUUCCCUCAACCUAACCCUAACCCUAACCUUAACCCCAAAACCUAACCUUAACCCUAUACCUAAAACUAGCUCCUAAUCCUAAACCUAAUCCUAACAAUAAUUCUAACCUUAACCCUAAACCCCAUAGAAAUAGCAUUUGACCUUGUAUGCACUAAAAAAAAAAUGUGUUUACUAUUCUUGUGGGGACACAAGUAUAGUUAAAAACACAUGCGCACACACACACACACAUUGGGUUUCUGGCUGAACUAACUGUGUGUGUGUGUGUGUGUGUGUGUGUGUGUUGCAGUCCUAUCCAGGGAGAGGAGGUAGAGGAUGCUCUGAGGCUGUGUGAAAGUGGAGAAGGUGAGUUAACUACUUGUUAAUCAAUGAGAAAUACCAUCUAUACAUGUACAUUACAGCAAAGAGUUUCCAGGCUAUAGCUGCAAUUGAAAUCCAUAAAAAACACAGUAAUAUAUAUUUUUUACUCCCACCUCCCCCUCUCUCUUCCCCUCCCCCUUGCCUCCCACUCCUCCCCUCUCUCUCCCCCUCCCUCUCUCCUCCUCCCCCCUUCCUCUAUCCCUCCCUCUCCUCUCCCCUCCACUACCCCCCCCCCCCCCCCCCCCCCCCACCUCCAGGUCGUUGCUCCCCUGCCCAGAGGGUACUGCUUGUCUCAGUGGGUCUCCGUGUCCUUCUCCCCUGUGUCCAGGUGUCACCACAUCCCUGUACCUGGGUACACCCACCACACAGGUGAUGCUUAGUAAUAAUAUGAAUAAUAACAAUAAUAAUAACAACAACAACAAUAAUAAUAUCUCUCAAUGCUUGCAAUGUUUUUCUUCAAGACACACCCGUCAGCACCACUCUGACCUGGAAGUCACCGUCACAGCGGAGAGCCUGGGGACAUACACCUGUCUGUGUCAGGUAGGCUGAACACACACACACACACACACAUACACAUAUGCAAGCACUCUUUGCUGCUCCCAAAAUGUAUCUUUAAUAAAUCUCUCUCUCUCCAUCCUGUCCCUUUCUCUUGCCUCUGUCCCCCUAAUCCUCUAUCCCCCCUACCCGCCUCUCUCCCCCCACCAGGAGGGUGCUUCAGGGGGUAAAGAGGAGAGUCCUCCCUGUAGUAGAGCCUCCUACCAGCUCACCCUGGAGGGCCCAAGCACCGGGGGGGCUGUGGCGUUGGCCGGAGGGCGCCACAUACUGGUCGUCUACAUCCUCUGCUUCAGGUAGGAUAAACACACGCACACACGUAUGAAAACACAUACAGACAUGCACAUAUGGACAAAUGCGUGGAUACACACGUACACAUGCACGUACGUAUGCACACACGCAUCCAAAUGUUAAUAAACCUUUCUCUCCCUCUUCCUCUCCUCCCUCCCCCCUCUCUCCCCCCAUUCUCCCCCUCUUUCCCCCAGCCUGGGUGUCACCCUCGGAGGCUUCCUCCUUUACGUCCUGUCCCGCCGCCGCGGGAUUAGCCAGCGCCACCCUGACCAUUCCCUCUCCUCGGAGAAGGGACGGGACUUGCUUGACUCCUCGGCGACGCCUCAAUCUCCUAGCAGCGCCAGUUUGUUGUCCGAGGGUUUCCCGCUAACGGAGAAGAGAAUGGGGAACGGUACGCUGCUCCUCACACACCACCACAAUAACGGCAACAGUCACCAUGGCAACUACGGCGGCGGCAGUGGCUACGGCGGUAACCGUGGCAACGCGGGCUACGCUAACACCGAUCCAUUAAACACGCCGGUGAUGUCAGCGACGUCGACCGUGGCGGAGGGGCUAAAGCUUCACGUUCAGGAGACUGUGGCGGACGAGAAGAGGGGGGGAGAUAGGGAAAGGGGGAGGCCGGAGGGAGGAGAGGGAGGAGGAGAGGGGGAUGAGGAGGACGAGGGGCUAGGGGAGGGGUUGGGGGGACUGGAGGAGGAGCUAGCAGGGUUUGUGUUGUUUAAGUUACCAGCACCAUUAGCCCAGUGUGAGGAGAGUUCUAUCUGA